Molecule: messenger RNA, 908 nt
Organism: Camellia sinensis
Lineage: Eukaryota; Viridiplantae; Streptophyta; Magnoliopsida; Ericales; Theaceae
Source: RefSeq, a predicted model, not a curated record
GAUCAAUUGCAAAACACAUUUAUUGGCUUUUGAGGUCUGGUCUGAUCUGAGCUGAUCUGAUACAAAAUGUCUGAUGAAGUGGUUCUUGUGAGUUUCUGGACAAGUCCUUUUGGUCUGAGGGUGAAAAUUGCCCUUGAAGAGAAGGGUAUUGAGUACCAGUACAAAGAAGAGGACUUGUUCAACAAAAGCUCUUUUCUAUUGGAUCUGAACCCAGUUCAUAAGAAAGUUCCAGUGUUAAUUCACAAUGGUAAAGUCAUAUGUGAAUCCCUACCCAUACUUCAAUACAUUGAUGAAGUUUGGAAGGACAAAUCUCCAUUGUUGCCUUCUGAUCCUUACCGGAGAGCACAGGCUAGGUUUUGGGCUGAUUUCAUUGACAAGAAGAUUUAUGCAGCAUGUAAGAAGGUAUGGAUGAGUAAAGGAGAAGAUCAAGAGACAGCCAAAAGAGAACUGAUAGAGAUCUUUAAGUUGCUAGAGGGAGAGCUUGGUGACAAGCCCUACUUUGGUGGUGACAACUUUGGGUUGGUUGACAUUGCACUUGUCCCAUUUUAUAGCAGGUUUUACACAUUGGAGAAAUUUGGAAAUUUCAGCAUAGAAGCAGAGUGCCCCCUUUUGGUGGCAUGGGCUAAAAGGUGUAUCGAAAAGGAAAGUGUGUCCAAGUCUCUUCAAAACCCAGAAAAACUCUAUGAAUUUGUUGUCAAGCUUAAUAAGAUGUUAGGAGUAGAGUAAAGUAGAGUAGCCUGCCUUCGACAGUAUUUAUAUGUUUAGUCUCCAAUUAGCAUGGUAAUAAAGAAGUUAUAGUUGCUCAAUUGAAGUUAUUUUGAUAGCAUUAUUGACAUUGUAAUCAAGAAGUUAUAUUUGCACAAUGGAAGUUAUUUUGAUAACAUGGUCUAUAUCGAUGUUUUUAUGAG